UACCUGACCAACCCGGCCAUGUACCUGCUGUCAGCGGCCAGGGCCAGGCAGGUGGUAGAGACGCACUGUGGCCCAGAGGAGAAGCUGCUGGUCCGACCCGGAAAGAGUUGCAUAGGCCAAGGAGAGACAGCAGAGGAGGAGGAGGUGACAGGCACAACAGGAGAUGGAGAGAUGAACUCUAAAAAGAUUCAGCAGCUUUUAGACCUGGUUUUAACUUGUAAAAGAAAUGCAGAGAACGAGGUGAAGAGAGAAGAAAGACUAGAUGGGCUCAAAACACUGGGGAGAAAGAGGAAGCUGGAGCAACGGGCAGCAGCGAGGGCAAUUAAAUUCCUGAAGGCAGCUCAUGGACCUGCAGGCCACCACAAAAUUCCAGUUGAGGACAGACUGUCCACCACUCCUUACUCUCUUCAGUCUGUGAUUGGCUCUCUGGGUUUAAGGGAAGGCGAUUUAAGGGAACGUGGAUCUGAGCCGGCUGUCAAACUUCUCCACUUGCUGACAGGCCUGAGUCAGGAUGCCUCCAGACUGACCAGUAAAGAGGAGGAUCAGAGGGAAUCCUGUCCAUUUGGUAGGUUGGCCACAAAGUUGGGCCUUCCUGCGAACUGUGACAUUGACCUGAGGAAACAGGAGGAGCUGGAGGAGCAAACAGCAGACAGUGUAAGCAGUUUAGAGGGAUUCAGCCCGGGCUCACACAGUGGGGAGAUGAAUCUGCACAGAGCAGCAGGCGGGAGAGAAAAGAAGGGAGCAGGUGAAUACGAAGAAGAUGAAGAAGAGUGGGAAAUCCCCUGGGUCCUUAUUCCCAUCACAGGUCUGGGUUCAAGGCAAUACCCUCAAAAAGACAGAAUCCUCCCUCAGGACCCUCGCUUCCAGCGCCUCAGGGUGGAAACAAACAUCACCAUGACAACCAAACCCCACAGGAAGAGCCCCGCCCAAUCUCCUGUGCCCAGCCCCCUUGAUUCGCCCUUACAGGGUUCAUUCCCAGAUACGAAACCUUCUGUCUCCUCCUCUCAUUUCCCGUCACCUGACUCUAGCCCUCCUCUUCACCCCUCCCAGUGUCUAUCUCCAGAGCCCAGUCCUCCCCUUUCUCCAUCUCAGUGCCCUUCACCCGAGCCGAGUCCAUCGGCCUCACCCACUCGUUGUCCAUCUCCACGGCUUAUUCCUCCUCCUUUUUCCACCUCCUCCACAUUCCAGCUCAGACCUCCUUCAUCCCCGUCCAAGUGCCACUCCCCAGAGCCCAUGGAGCACAACCACCUAAUCACAAUUAACAGCAGUUACAAUGAGGAGUUUCCACCUCCCACAUCCUCUGGAGAGUUUACAGGUACAGCCAAAGACAAACAAGAGGAACCUCAGGAAAAAGACACAGUCGAUACGGAGCCAUCCUUUCUCAAAUCCGUCCAAUCAUCUGUUAUUCACGCUGCACAGAAGAAGCCAAGCUCCUUAUCCACCCUCUCUGUUCAGGACAAGCCAUACCCACAAAGGGAAAAGAUAAAUGCAAACAAAAAUCAGCAGGUGAUGAACAAGCAAAAGGAAACAGCUGCUGUGGGCCAUAAAACGGGUAAAGACAAGGAGGUGCACUUCAGAGCUGAGGUGACCAACAAAGAGGAAACCAAGGGAGAAGAAGGGAAACAUGUUGCUGGCUCUACAUAUUCUCAGUCUGCACAGCCUCACAGAGACAUCGACAGCAUCGUGGAUAGAAAUAUUGACAACUUCUUCUCUGAAAUGCAGCUGCUGCUGCAGGAGGAGAGUAUUCCCUGCAGCUUCUCGCAGACUCCACACACAGCUUCUCACGCAGAGGCCUCUAUACCUCAGCACACACUGUCUCCACACUGCCUGACCACUUCAUUCUCACAUUACAUAUCCGUACACCACGACUGUCCUACAGUCCAGGACUACGUCAGUUCCCUAAAGGACGGCAUUAAAAGCAUGAUGACAGAUUUUGGUGGUAACGUGACACAUGACCCUGCCCACACUGAGGCUGACACAGUGUUAGCCAGCAGAGUCAGUGCUUAUGUUUCCAGCAUCCGAGCAGCGAACAUUAAUACAGAGAGAUGUGAUGAUUCUUCUGCUCCAGGCACGUCUGCUCCCUCCACAGGAGGUCAAAUGUGGCGAUCGGAUCUAAUGAAAAAUCAGCAGCCUGAUGUAAACAGCAGGCAGUCUCCAACUGAUCUCACUGUAACUGUCCCUACCUUUCUGUCCGACAAGCCCCGUGACAUCCAUCACCUCCGUCCUCCGUCCGGUAAUUUCCCAAGUCGGACCUUAGAGCUCAGCGGAACAUUCGCUCAGAAUGUCAGACAAACAGCGGGCAAUAUUUUCAUCAAGACCCUCGACUGUACAGUGCCACACACUGAGGUCCCGGUGUCAAGCUUUGUCCCCAAGACCUCAGCAGAACCUUCUGAUCCCGACUCUGUCUCUGCCUCUGAGGCCAUGGCCCCACAACCCACAAAACUGAAUUCACUGAUCAACACUCUGGAGCCAGAGGUGUUUAGCAGUUUGAUAAAGAUCAUCAAAGAUGUCAAAAAGAACUCCCUGCAGUUCUACAUACAUAGCACCGAGCCCGUGGACCAGGUCUUUGUGGAUGUGAAGCAAUACUUGUUGAAACAGGGUAAUGUGGAACAGACUCCUGUGGCCUUUCUGAACCAAGAAAAAUCAAACAGCAGGCUAAUGGUCAUCAUUAAGAACAAAGAUAUUGCUGAGCACAUACACAGGAUCCCCAACCUGGUUUCCCUAAAGCGACGCUCCUCUGUUCUGUUUGUGGGAAUCGACUCUCUGGAUGACAUCAAGAACAACAGCUACAACGAGAUCUUUGUGUCCGGCGGCUGCAUCAUUUCAGACGAGUUGAUAUUUGAUCCAGAUGUCGUCAGUGAGGGUCAACUGGCCGAACUGCUGAAGCUCCUAGAACAACAAAACUCACUGGAGAGUGUUUGGAAAUGGAAGAUUCACUGCAAAACCCACAAGAAAUUAAAAGAGUUGGCCAGGAUCCGAAAAGAAGCAGCAAAUGUGUUGGAGCUUCUGUCUGUCUACCAGAAACAGCAGAUUGUUGAGUUCCUUCCAUAUCAUCACUGUGACAUGGCAGACCACCAGUCACCUGACUUGGACUGUGUCAUCGAGCUCCAAGCUCGUUAUACACAGUACCGACACACCAUCUUCUUGACUGAACGUUGUCUUAAUAACUCCCCAAACUAUAUCAGUGGUGGCAUCAUCGUGGCUGGUGUUGAAGAAACCCUGCACAAUUUCAGCAGACUGGUGGGUUACCAUAACAUCAAGGACAGGCAACCAGUGUUGGACACCCUGUUGACAUCCAAAGGUCUCGACAGCCAGCUGAGUCCCAGUGACCCUGGGUUGGGCUCUGAAUGUUCGCCCUCUAUUUUCCCAGAACACAAACACCUUCUUGCCUCAGUUGAGAAACACCAACAUCUUUUCCUGCAGCCUGGCUUUGGCUUCCUAUCACAACCUCAUCCCUCUGACCAGCUCGUCCCAGACGCCUCCUGUAAGGACGUCAUGCCUCAGCCGUCAGACACGGACUUCGAGGUUCUGAGUCUGGCCAUCUCACAGUUACGGGCCGAGCGUCAGGCUCGAUUACAACAACAGCAGCAGCAGUUGGACUCAAAGCUAGAGUUAAAAAUGGACUUUCCACAAAGCCCGACAACCAAUCCAGUUAGCAGAGGCAGCAGUCACUCUAAUACUCCACCUCAAAGUCGAGGAGUUCCCACUAAGUCGGCCCAGGGUACACGUAGCAGGAAGGCUGUUGCUGCUACUCUGGAUUUUAUCCACUCAGCGCUGCAGGAGGAACUACAGGAAAAGGAGGAGGAGGAGGUCAGAGUGAAGUCUACGGAGGGACAGCAAAGGGAGAAAAAAAGCACUGACGGUCGGGGAGACUCAGGAGACGGUCCCUUGGUGAGAGGAACGUUGUCAGAAGAAAAUCAAAGUCCCAGUCAAUGCAACACAUCUACCUCUUCAUUCAGUAAGAACAAAACUGCAGUGACAACAACACGGGACAGAAACCUGACAAAUGCAGAGACAAUAAAAACAGUUCAAGUCCAGGAUUUAUGUCCUAGUGCAGCCACCUGUAGUACCGUCUCCUGCCCUACAGGAGUCGACAAAGCAAGAGACACCCGGUCAGAACAAGAACAGCCAAAAAGAGAAGCACAAGCCCAAUCUGGACCUGUUGAAAAUGUCAGUGGGAGUGCCACGGCACCAACCAGUCAGGACGACAAACCAAUACCAGUUAUUUCCCAGUCACAAUGGAGCCAUAAGACGCAGCAGAAUCUGCAGGCAAAGCAGUGGCAGUCCUAUCCACAACACCAUCAACCUUUACUUCACCGUCGUCAGCAGGAGCAGCAGUGGAGCAGCAGCUACAUACCCCCCCAUCUCCUGUCACAUUACUCUGGCCAGCCUCUCGCUGUAGCUCCCAUGCUGAGGCCACUUACUGCACUGGGCAGGACAAGGGGCCAUGUAGGACCCACGCCCGUGUGGGCCGGUGGCCUUAGGUCUGCAGGUGCCACUAACUUAACCUGGGGGUUCCCUCAGACUGUCUCGGGGAUGUACCACAAUCCUACAGCUCAGGGCAGCAACGUGUACAGAGGAGGGCAGAGAGGAGGCUUUAAUGGGAUGUAGGUUAAACCACAUGGGUGAACUGCUCCAGAAAAUGACUUUUUCUUCAAGUCCACUGAUGCAUCUUAUGUCAAAUAAUGAAAUAAAUUGACAUGCCCUCCAGUGGACACUUUAGUCUUCUUGUAAAAAAAUAUAUAUAAAGAUAUUUUUGUUCUAAAUGUUCGUUUGGUUACCCUGAGAAUUGUUUGUGUUGUUGUAUGUAGUGAUUCUAACAGUGGUUUUAAAUUAAAAAUCAUUUUAUGUUGUUUUUUUUACAUCAGAAAUUUGUUUUAUAUUAAACUUUGCUGUAUAAUCCAA
Cynoglossus semilaevis (tongue sole) is the source of this 4905-nucleotide messenger RNA. RefSeq names its product transcription activation suppressor a (gene tasora). The transcript has 14 exons. NCBI's taxonomy places the organism in Eukaryota, Metazoa, Chordata, Actinopteri, Pleuronectiformes, Cynoglossidae. The record is from RefSeq and is a predicted model, not a curated record. The coding region runs from base 19 to 4611 and encodes 1530 amino acids. Gene Ontology annotation, biological process: negative regulation of gene expression, epigenetic; protein localization to heterochromatin. Gene Ontology annotation, cellular component: heterochromatin; nucleoplasm. Gene Ontology annotation, molecular function: chromatin binding.